UCUCCCGCAUUGGAAAUGGGUGAAGGUGUCUAGGAGCUUCAGCAAAAUAUAAUUAUAAAAUAGAAGCAACUAUCCUAUAGGCUACAGCAUUCACGACAGACUCUCCAUGAAUGGAUUACUUUCAGAAACAGAGGUGUAAUGCAUCUUAAUCUCGGGUGGCAUCUCCUCCGGUGAUAAGGAUUUUAAGUUGAGUUUUCUAAAGGCAUGUUUGUUUAGGAGGUUUUGGCUUAUUUAUCCUCAAAGCACUGAGAGGAGGCACAGAUGAGAAGAGAAAAAAAGAAAACUCUACUGAGUUUGCGUGUGGUGGAACAUUGAUGGAAAUCCGUUAUAUCCAUUUAAUGAACUAGGACGCUCAUGCGCUCUAUGGUCAAAGGGAAUGGUCUGUAUUGAUGUAUUAAGUUUAGUGAUGGUUACCGUUCUCUUCCUCACUUAGUAACUUUAUACAUUGGCGAUUUCUGCGCUACAACUGGGACGGAUAUCUUAUUUAAGCACACACCACCUCUCCAAUCCAAAUGUCAAAGUGGGAUACUAAUGCAGCACUUGCUCUUUUGCUGUAAGUGAAAAUAAUUUGCGUAAAUAACAGCUCGAUCUAUAGAACAUGGGGCUUUCUCCGGCGGCUCUGCUCUAUGUCAUAGCGACCAUCCACCUCGGUGUCUCUCAGCAUUUUUUGCGUCUGCGCCCUUCGCCCAGCGAGCAUCUCCCAGUGCCCGGUCUUAAAGAGGACCCUGACCCAAAAUACGACCCGAGGAAACAGGACCUGGCCGAACGGACACUGAAGAGGAAACUCGGGAGAAACUUUGACCCUGUCUUCAUGUCAAUCAACAGCCCCCCUGUUGUAGAGAACCGGACUGCCCUUGAAGCACAGUCCAGACUAAUGGGACCUAUUCCCAACCAGCUGAAACAGCUGGACCGGGUGACAGCGGGCAAGAAAGCCCGUCGGAAGUUUUCACAGUGGUUGUGGGCAUACACACACUGCCCCGUGGGCUAUGUAUGGAAGGACUUGGGCGUGAGGUUCUGGCCGCGUUACGUCAAGGAGGGACAGUGUCUGAAUGAGCGCUCUUGUUCGUUCCCGGCGGGGAUGUUUUGCAUGCCCGACAAGUCAGUCACCAAGACAUUCCUCCGCUGGUACUGCCAGGGCUUUCUCAAAAAGAAAUACUGCAUGUGGAUACAGGUCCAAUACCCCAUCAUAUCCGAAUGCAAGUGUUCCUGUGUAGAAUAGGCCAUCUAACUCGGGGUAAAACUAUUUCCAUUCAACUUGAAUUAAACCCUCAUCAUACAAAAUCGGAUUUUAUUAAUUAAAAAGCUAAUAAAUUAACAUUGUUUCAGAUGUAAACAUUUAGCUACAAUAGCUUACAUCAAGUGUAAUAGGGGCAAUUUCAAUUGGAAUUGGAAAAUGGAACAUGUACAUGAACGUCUUCACAAAGUUGUCUUGACAAAGUUUGUGCGUUUCUUUGUUUUUUAUGUCUGGCACAGGAUGGAGAGUGUAUCACGUUAUAGGCUACUGUUAACAGUUUUUAUUUAUUUUAUUUAUUACCACAGCCAUUGUUAGUAUGAAACUAUG
This is a messenger RNA of Salmo salar (Atlantic salmon), 1561 nucleotides long. RefSeq names its product noggin-2. Lineage: Eukaryota; Metazoa; Chordata; Actinopteri; Salmoniformes; Salmonidae. The record is from RefSeq and is a predicted model, not a curated record. Gene Ontology annotation, biological process: negative regulation of BMP signaling pathway; negative regulation of cell differentiation; dorsal/ventral pattern formation.